Messenger RNA from Macadamia integrifolia, 1255 nucleotides. RefSeq names its product protein SCO1 homolog 2, mitochondrial-like. The transcript has 4 exons. The coding region runs from base 226 to 549 and encodes 107 amino acids. The record is from RefSeq and is a predicted model, not a curated record. NCBI's taxonomy places the organism in Eukaryota, Viridiplantae, Streptophyta, Magnoliopsida, Proteales, Proteaceae.
CCCAUAGUAUGGCAUGAAAAUACCGCCUCAAAGUCUCAGACACCUCUCUCUCUCUCUCUCUCUCUCCUUCGAUUAGUAAUUUGGGUUUGGGAACUUUACAGGACCCAAAUACCAUGUUGGAGAAAGUUUCCCUUUCAAAAAUCGAUCUGAAUGCGCUUCAAAGGUGUCCUGUGGCUUUGGAGAAUCUGUUUUUGAGGUACCCAUCAAUCGUUUGCGCUUAAGACCAUGUCUCUCCUGUUACCUUUCUUCAGAAGCCGAUCAAAGGACGCUCCAAAUCUUCUUCGUGGGUUAGGUUCCUAUAGAAGAUUUCAGUGUCGUUGCUAUUCCAGAUCACCACAUUACAACAACAGAAGGCUGGACCAUCAGCCUUUAUUUCCUGAGAAACCUUCAGGCUCUUACUCAUGGCGUACUUAUAUUGUUCCCACAGCUCUAGUUGUAGUGAUUGCUGGAGCAGGCAUUUUUGUUCAUUAUAAUGAUGAAAGGAGAGCAGUUCUAAAAGGUCACAUUGUGCUUUACUGCCAUCAGACUUUCCCAGCAUCCGUUGCUUAAAUGUCAAACAUCUCACUUUCACAGGUCUGCAUACUACUGUUGGUUGUUCUAGUUUCUCACAUAAUUACAUGAAUCUCAGGGUUUUGUUUUGAUUUGGUUAAUUUUUGAAAUUUUUUUUUUUUUGGUGAUAAUUUAUGAUCUAUGAAAAUUUUCGCCUGUUGUAUUAAGCAUUUUGCUGCACUGUACAAAUUUAGAAGAAACUUUGGAAAUAUGGGACUUCAUUAUUGACUUUGGCUAUGGCUGCAUCUAAAUGCCUAAAACUAAAAUUUAAAUUCUUCAUGCAACAAAUUCUGUCAUCUUGUCAAGAUCUUAAAAAGUAAAAGAUGCUUCAUCAUUGAGAUCUUAUAAAGGAUAGUAGGGACUCGGGACACGGGAUUGCUGUAUUAUCCUGUUUUGCUCCUUUGCCAGACUCACUUGGAACCACUUCCUUUAAGGCUUCAUCUGGUUGCAAGGGAAAUGAAGGGAAGGAAAAUGAAAGGAAAACAUAACUAAAAUGUAAACUUUUGUAAUUAUUUAUCAGAAAUGAUUGUGUAACUAACCUCAAAACAUUCCAAAUUUGGCUGUUAAGUUUUUCAAUAUUUUUUAUCAAUUCCUUGGAUUUGAAAAGUUAAGGAUUCCAUUUGGAAAGUUUAAAUACCAUAUUUGGUACGAGUUUGAGGUAGUUACACAAUCAUGAUUACAAAAGUUUCCAAUUUCUUUUCUAAAC